Capsaspora owczarzaki ATCC 30864 is the source of this 548-nucleotide messenger RNA. RefSeq names its product DNA-directed RNA polymerase II polypeptide. The coding region runs from base 64 to 414 and encodes 116 amino acids. Lineage: Eukaryota; Filasterea; Ministeriida; Capsasporidae. The record is from RefSeq and is a predicted model, not a curated record. Gene Ontology annotation, biological process: maintenance of transcriptional fidelity during transcription elongation by RNA polymerase II; DNA-templated transcription; transcription-coupled nucleotide-excision repair. Gene Ontology annotation, molecular function: zinc ion binding; DNA-directed RNA polymerase activity; nucleic acid binding. The transcript has 2 exons. Gene Ontology annotation, cellular component: RNA polymerase II, core complex.
UCGAUUCGUUUCAUGUUCUCAGAUUGAUUCUCAGUCGGUCAGUCUUGCUUCUUUUCCUCACAAAUGUCUGGUGCAAUCAAGUUCUGUUCUGAAUGCAAUAACAUGCUCUACCCGGCGGAGGACCGGUCGACCAGCACGCUCAUGUACCGCUGCAGGAACUGCGACUCGACCGAGGAAGCCGAGUCGUCCCGCGUCUACCUCCACUCGAACAAGCAGUCGAUGAAGGACGAUGUCAGCCGCAUUCUGUCAGACGUCGCGAUGGAUCCGACGCUGCCACGCACGCACGACCAGCCGUGCGCAAAGUGCGGCCAGGCAGAGGCCGUCUUCUUCCAGGCUCAGAUGCGCCGCGCAACGUCAGGCAUGCAGAACUUUUACGUGUGUUGCAACUGCGGCGAGCGUUGGUCGCAGACAUAAAAGCGCCCGGCCCAAAAAGCCAACAACCAACAAGCAACAACCCCUCUAUUAGUCUCGUUCCUGUUAACCGAUUGCUGCCUUCCCUUCCUUCUCUCACCCCUAGUUUGUACAAUAGCAUAGAUUCUAAUUGAGUG